Messenger RNA from Eutrema salsugineum, 1038 nucleotides. RefSeq lists its product as uncharacterized. Lineage: Eukaryota; Viridiplantae; Streptophyta; Magnoliopsida; Brassicales; Brassicaceae. The transcript has a single exon. The record is from RefSeq and is a predicted model, not a curated record. The coding region runs from base 1 to 1038 and encodes 345 amino acids.
AUGGCUUCUUCUUCUUCUUCUUCUUCUUCUUAUUUUUCUUCAUCUUACUCAAACACUGAUCCUUCUUCGUCUUCAAUGGGUGUAACAAGAGAAGAGUUCAAUGCUUUCCACAAAAUCGACAGAACCCUGUUCACACGUCUCGUCUUCGGUCUACACCGAGACAUGAACCAAUCUUCUCAAGUGAUUGGUUUUCUCUUCUUGCUCGAGCAAAUCGCUUACGCUCGCGACUUAAUCGCGUUUCUGAUCUCGUUACCAGACGCAUUCAUUGACGCGGUGGCUAACGAAAUCGUUGUGUGUCUAACUCUCUUAUACAACCAAAAUUAUUCAGCAUUAUUGGUUGCAGACAACAACGAUGAUAAUUCGAUUAUACCUUUAAUCAUGAGUGUGACAGGAGGCAGGCUUACUCUCAGGUUCCUUCACCAAAACCGCGAGACUUUUCUCUUUGUGUUGGGAAAGAAUUUGAACGAUAUUUGCAACAGGGCUUUCGAAGAUUUGUUUGUGAUAGCAGAGAUGUACAACAAGGAGAGACUUUUGGCUUUAGAGACAGAGAAAAUCAUUGAGGAGAUGAAGAAAAUCAGAUUGGGUGUUCAACAAGAAACCGUUAAUAGAUUGAGUGUUCAACAAGAAAGGGCUUCUACUCCUUCUUCUUCUGUUACAGAAGCAACAAGAAAGAUCAAUGCAGAGACAGAGGAGGCAGAGAAGGAAGAGAACAAGGAAGAGGAGAUCCCAGCUGAUGAUAGGACAGUUUUUCUGACUUUCUCUAAAGGAUAUCCGAUUUCGGAAGAGGAAGUUAGGGUUUACUUUGAGAAGAAAUUUGGGGAAGUGAUAGAAGCGAUACAGAUGAAAGAAGUGAAAGAGGACGAGCAGCCGUUGUUUGCGAAGAUGGUGUUGAAGAUGCAAUGUGCAUCCAAGAUUGAAGAGAUUGUGAGGGCAAGGUGUAAAAAUAAGUUCACUAUUGACGGAAAACAUGUUUGGGCUCGCAAAUUCGUCCCCAAGAACCCUAAUCCCCCUGCUUCCUUCUCCUCUUCGUAUAUAUGA